AUGGCAUUUGCGAGGUCGAACACUGAUGUUGGACCAGAAGUUGAGUUUUCCAGGUUAUCUAUUAGUAGAGGUUAUCCUAUGGUGUUGGAUGGAGUUGGUGUUCCUAUGGUGUUGGAUGGAGUUGAGAUCAGCGAUCUGUGCAGCCACCUGAGUUCCUCCGCCCCAAGCUUGUCAAACCUUAUCUUUAUGGCCCCUCUAUUUCUGCACAGGGGCAUAGGUAGUCAAGCUGCAAAAGAAAAUGGCUUUCCCACAAAAUACAGCCUAAGGACAAAGAUGUUCAGGAAUGAGACCUCAUUUUUCAUCAUAAGAGGAAUCACCGAUGAUCCACAGCUUCAGGUUAUUAUCUUCUGCCUGGUUCUAUUCAUUUAUCUCACCACUCUCACAGGGAACUUGACCUUCCUAUUACUUGUCUGUUUUGAUCAUCAUCUCCACUCUCCCAUGUACAUUUUUCUAGGUAACUUGUCCCUCGUAGAUAUCUUAUGUUCCACCAUCACACAACAUAACAUCCUUUUAAGUUUCAUCACCAAAGAUAAGUCAAUUUCCUACAUUUCCUGCAUGGCUCAGAUGUACAUGUUUGGCUCUCUAACGGGUCAAGAGUUAUUGAUAUUGACGGCUAUGGGUUAUGAUCGCUAUGUCGCCAUCUGUAGACCACUCCUCUAUCAUAAUAUCAUGAAUAAGAGAACAUGUGUUCUUCUGAACGGUGCCUGUUGGCUAUGGGGAUUUCUACAAAUCAUGCCACCACUUGGGGUAUUCUACACCUUUACCUGUUACUCAUCCAUGAUGAUCAAUCACUUCUUCUGCGACAUUCUGCCAUUAAUGAAACUAUCCUGUAAUGACAUUUCGUUACUACACACCUUCUUUUUUAUGGAGUGUUUAGUUCUUAUAGGUUCUACACCGUUCAUUUUGACCUUCAUUUCCUACGUUUUUAUAAUUCGCAACAUACUGAAGAUACAUUCCACCACUGGGAAGCGUAAAGCCUUCUACACGUGUUCCUCCCAUCUCACAGUUGUUCUACUGCUCUACACAACUCUUUUCAGCCAGUAUCUGUCACCAGAACUGAAAAACUCGACAAAACUUUUUGCUCUUUUUAACACGGCUGUUGUCCCUCUGCUAAACCCACUGAUAUACAGUUUAAAAAAUAAAGAUGUUAAAGCGGCUCUCAAGAGAAGGCUGAUCCUGCUGAAAUGA
Molecule: messenger RNA, 1188 nt
Organism: Hyla sarda
Lineage: Eukaryota; Metazoa; Chordata; Amphibia; Anura; Hylidae
Product: olfactory receptor 6C74-like
Exons: 3
Coding region: 1-1188 (395 amino acids)
Biological process (GO): G protein-coupled receptor signaling pathway
Cellular component (GO): membrane
Molecular function (GO): olfactory receptor activity; G protein-coupled receptor activity
Source: RefSeq, a predicted model, not a curated record